Messenger RNA from Ruditapes philippinarum (Manila clam), 1816 nucleotides. RefSeq lists its product as uncharacterized. The transcript has 6 exons. The record is from RefSeq and is a predicted model, not a curated record. Lineage: Eukaryota; Metazoa; Mollusca; Bivalvia; Venerida; Veneridae. Bases 214 to 1689 code for a protein of 491 amino acids.
UUUUAUGAAGAUAUAAAUGACAAUGACAGGGGUAAUAGCUGUAAAGUCGGUGAACGUGUGUUAGCAUGAAACUUGGACUAUAAAAUGCAAUUACUUUUUACAAAGGUUGGGUUUAUGAAUUACGUAAUCUUUUUGGAAUUUAAAUUUUCUGCUGCUUAAAUAACUUAGGACGAGAAAUAUAAUUUAAAACUCAUCAAAACUAGGCACCUAGCGAUGGAGAAAACACGGAUAUGUUAUAUAUUUUUACAUUUGGCGUUGUGUAAUACUUUUGUUGAGGGAACUUGUCCUGAAAAUGUUACAGCACUAUCCAGCAUGCCUCUCCGUCAAGUAAACAGGUUUUGGGGCGGACAGGGAAGUCUUAGUAUCAGUGAUGACAAUCUGAACUAUGAGUGGUACAGAGUGGUACAUAAUGGAUGGCAAUUUAUCAUGGUUGAUUCGACCAAUAAACCUAAUUAUACAAGCUGUUCUACAUACUUUCCAGUUUACUUGAAAGAUACACAUCCACUUAUUGAUACAUUAACUGAAACACCUGUAGACGUCGUGGCCUGCAAACGUGAUUAUUUGUUUCCAUGUGAUAUACAGCAUCAAGUGAAGAUAAGGAAAUGUGGAGAUGAAAUACAGUACUACCUGCCCCCGACAAAGUCGUAUAGUGCAUUCUGUUUCAGUAAUCAUUCAAGACUAUCUAGUGCACCUAAUACAUCGAGUACGGUGGAUGUAAGACCCGUAUCUACAACAAAGCCUCAAAAUACAGUCACGGUUGUUACAAAUACAACUACCGAACAUGAAAGUACUACACAAAGUUCUACUGAUGUCAAUAACACGUUAUCUUAUGGCGAUACAUCUUCACUGAAAUAUCCAUGGACAACAACUUCACUAGAAAAUACUACACAAAGUUCUGUCAAGGACACGUUAUCUUAUGGCGACACAUCUUCACAGAAAUAUCCAAGUACAGAAACUGCACUAGAAAGUGCAACACAAAGUUCUGCCGGUGUCAAGUUUCCGCAAACUUAUGGCGACACAUCUUCACAGAAAUAUCCAAGUACAGAAACUGCACUAGAAAGUGCAACACAAAGUUCUGCUGGUGUCAAGUUUCCGCCAACUUAUGGAGAUACUUCUUCACCGAAAUAUUCUAGCGCCAAAUCUGAACUAGAAAGAACGACAAAUAGUUUUGUUGGUGUCAUGUCCACACCAACCAAUAGAGAUUUAUCGUCCCUGACAUAUCCAAUCACCACAACUACGUCAGAAAGAACUCCAAGAAGUUCUACAUGGGUCAAAGACAUGUCAACCAAUAGAGAUACUUCAAGCACAACAACACCACAGGAACAGUCUGAUGACCAUCAAAACCUGCUAACCAUUGCGAUGUCAGUGAUUGGUCUAAUGGCCGCAGUUAUCUGUGGUUUGCUGAUUUUUAUAUUUUGGCGAAGAAGAAUGCCAAGUGUAACUGAUGCAACAAACGAAACAAAUAUUUAUGAAACUUUGAAACCUCUGGACGCCAAGACAAAGAAAGAGAAUAAAGGCGAGACUGAUUACGGAAACGUUUGUUUCGACAAUAUGUGGCCUUCAGCAGAAGGUGAAGGGGAAAUAGGAUACAGUACAUUUCAAAACAAUAUCUUCUGUGCUAAUCAUGACUUUACCCAAACCGAACAAAAUCCUUAUGACGAAAAUGGACAUUAUGAUACACUACCAUAAGUGCAAAAGGUAACAGUGAAAUACUGUUAUUGCAAUAAAUGCAGCAAGUUAGCGUAGACACAUAAACAAUAGCUAAAGAUGAUUUAUUCCAAUACGUUUUGUGCUUUGAUUACUAAUAUAAAUUUGU